UCUCUGUUCAAUUUCAAACACUAUUCCCAUUCUAUUCUAACUUUGACUUAGACUCUCUCUCUCUUCUCUUUUCUCCUCCUCCUCCUUCGUCCUCUUCCUCUUUGCCGUCGUUCUGUUUCUCUGCAUAGAAUAAAGAUGACUCCUUUCGUUUGCCUCUCUUUCUUGUUUCUCCUUCUCCAGUGUCCCCUCCCAUCGUUCUCAACCAAUUCUGAAGGAAAUGCUCUGAAUGCUCUGAGAAGCAGGCUAUCUGACCCCCACAACGUUCUGCAGAGCUGGGACCCAACUCUGGUUAAUCCUUGUACUUGGUUCCAUGUUACCUGUGACUCCAAUAAUCAUGUGACUCGCUUAGAUUUGGGCAACUCUAACGUCUCUGGAACUCUAGGCCCAGAACUCGGCGAACUUCACCAUUUACAAUACUUGGAGCUGUAUAGGAAUGACAUAAGAGGGAAGAUUCCUGAAGAAUUUGGGAACUUGAAAAAACUAGUUAGUCUGGAUUUGUAUGAUAACAAGUUUGAAGGCGAGAUCCCAAAAUCAUUUAGCAAGUUGAACUCUCUCAGAUUCCUCCGCCUAAACAACAACAAGCUUUCGGGCCCAAUCCCAAGACAAAUCACUCGUCUAACUAAUCUCAAAAUCUUUGAUGUUUCUAGUAACAACCUGUGUGGAACAAUACCAGUAGAUGGCCCUUUUGCGUCUUUCCCCGCAGAAAGCUUUGCAAACAACAGUAAACUGAAGGGUCCAGAGCUGAAAGGAUUGGUUUCUUACAAUUUUGGAUGCUGAGGAAAAGCUAUUAUUUGGGGAUAGACUAUAUGAAGAGAAAGAGAAUCUAAAACAAUAUAUGGUUGCCAUGGAAGAGAACCUGAUAUAUGAAUAAUAAAAGGGAUCAAGUAAAAUUAGAUCUGAUCUGAUUGUAUGGCCUAUUCAGCAUAUAGCUGAGCUCAGACUUUGAUGGUGAUGAGCACUUAUCUCUUAAGGAAAACCUUGUUUGUUAUACUACCCUGAAGCAUAAAGAUAUGAAUACCUGGUUUGUUUGGAAAAUCUAUAUAUAUCAAUAUAAAA
Neltuma alba is the source of this 1056-nucleotide messenger RNA. Its product is annotated as leucine-rich repeat protein 2. Bases 136 to 777 code for a protein of 213 amino acids. The record is from RefSeq and is a predicted model, not a curated record. Lineage: Eukaryota; Viridiplantae; Streptophyta; Magnoliopsida; Fabales; Fabaceae. The transcript is spliced from 7 exons.